UAUGCAAUAAUUUCUCGUAGUUUUAUUUGUGAAUUAUAUCUUUAGAGGUUAAUCAAUAAUUCAUAAAGGAGAAUAUAGCCAUGGGAAUAAGAUUGGAUUAUGGGAAGAAAUAAGAUUAUGCUGCGAUAAAAGAAGAUUGAAAAUGUAAAAGAUAAAUAUUUAUAUUAAGAGGCGAAAAAAUUUACGAUUGA
This is a messenger RNA of Paramecium primaurelia, 191 nucleotides long. Lineage: Eukaryota; Ciliophora; Oligohymenophorea; Peniculida; Parameciidae. The record is from the annotation of a GenBank genome assembly.